AUGUGUGAGACUUGCCAUCAAUGGCAAUACAAAGCGAAUGAUUCUUGCUAUGAUAUUGUCCUCCUCUUUGUGCUCAAUGUGAUAGUAAAAAAUAAAUGCACAUCGUGCGUUAACAAUGCUGUAUUAAACUCUGGAAGCUGUGCUUGCUCUCCUGGAUAUAUAGGAACAACUGAAUGCACAUAUAUUCCUUUUAAUGUCAGUCUUGUUGUUAACAAAAACAAUACCUUGGUUCUGGCCUUCAGUGAUGAUUUAAAGCAGAAUUUAAGAAACGAACAGAUUUUGAUUCAAAUUAAUAAAACAUACAAUCCCAUCAUGAUCAAUUUCUCAAGUUUCAAGCAAAGAGUAUUUAAUAUCGUGCAAGUUUGCUGGAAAGAUUUCAAAGGGAACUAUUAUUACUGUGCAUUUUUAUAA
Messenger RNA from Blepharisma stoltei, 411 nucleotides. The record is from the annotation of a GenBank genome assembly. NCBI's taxonomy places the organism in Eukaryota, Ciliophora, Heterotrichea, Heterotrichida, Blepharismidae.